GAGAAAAGAGGCUUUGAAUUUUCCCUUCUUCUGCUUCAAGUGCCAAUCCUCUUGGGACACCUGAGCCUGCUAUGCCAACCGAACUCCCCCACAUGGUGGGAAUGCAUGACAUCUCCGACUUCCCCUCCUCGCUGACAGCACGGCUUCUCCACAAGGGCCCAGAGUACCUUCGCAAGCAGAUGGAGGCAGCCAACCCCAGCAGGAAGAGCGCCGUGGAAAGGCUGGCGGCAGAUAAGGCCAAGUACGUGAAAAGCCAGCAAGUCAUCAGCAGGAAGCAGGUGCCGGCCAUCUCCCCCAGCUCGGCCUCUGAGAGCAGCAGCAGCAGCAGCAGCAGCGAGACUUGCUCAGAGGGAAGCAAGAAGGCCGGGCUCCCAAGGGAGGAGAAGGGCCCGGCGGCCACAGAGCUCAGCCCAGCAGCCCCGCAAGGCGGCCCUCCCAUUGUGAGGCGCAACAGUGGUAAGCGGCAGAUCCGACCAGAUUCCUUGGUGAUCUAUCGUCAGAAAUGUGAAUUCGUCCGAGGCCAAAGCCAGGAGAAUCCUCGUGGAAGUUUGGUCCGGAGGCUCUUCCAGGGUCCCUUCAAGGAAAAGCAGCCGGUCUCUGAGGUGUCCAAGGUUGUCCUCAAGGAGGAAACCACCCCUGAAGUGGAAGGGACUCUUUUGGGCAAAGACACGGGACACAGCCAUGAACUAGAAGGACAGAAUUCACCCGCAAAGGCAAGCCCAAUGCCCUUCCCGGCCAGCAGAUGCAAAAAUGCCCUAAAGGGCCCUUCACCCCCUUACGAUGCAAAGGAGAUGAGGCAGAAGGGUCUCCAGAGAUCUCAAUCGGACAUCAGUUCGCGAUAUUCAAAGUCCUUCUCUGAAUUUGAGACAUUCUUUAAGAACUGUGGCCUUGAACCUGAAGUAAUAAAAGAUUUGGGCCAAGAGAAUUUUUCGGUGGCUUCAGACAACCUCUCCUUCCAUCUGCACAGCAUCAACGGGGCAGCGUCUGAAAGUGACUUCACGAGGCCCAGCGAUGAGGAGGGACCCCUGGAGGAAGGGCUCCCGGAACAGGCCCCCAGCGGCACCUCUGUGGUUGAACGCAACGCUCGGAUAAUCAAGUGGCUGUACAUGUGCAAGAAAGCCAGAGAGGCUCAUGUGGUGGUGCAAGGCUUGGCCUAAGGAUUGCUGCCUUCACAGGGACCCCCAG
Messenger RNA from Thamnophis sirtalis, 1185 nucleotides. NCBI's taxonomy places the organism in Eukaryota, Metazoa, Chordata, Lepidosauria, Squamata, Natricidae. The record is from RefSeq and is a predicted model, not a curated record.